UUUUUCAGCCGAUUCGUUCGCUGUAUAAAACUAAUAAUAAAACCCUAGCAGAGGCCUAGGGUUUGCGAAGAACUGAAGGAGAGAACCCUAGCACAUCAUCAUGGUGAAUGUUCCAAAGACAAAGAAGACAUAUUGUAAGAGCAAGGAGUGCAGGAAGCACACAUUGCACAAGGUGACACAGUACAAGAAGGGUAAAGAUAGCUUAGCUGCCCAAGGAAAGCGCAGGUACGACCGCAAACAAUCAGGUUAUGGAGGACAGACAAAACCCGUCUUCCACAAGAAGGCCAAGACAACCAAGAAGAUUGUGCUGAGGCUUCAAUGCCAGGGUUGCAAACAUGUAUCGCAACACCCAAUCAAGGUCAGUGUCUUGACCAUAGAUUACUUUUUCCUUCUUUUGGUUUGCUUUGGCAUUUGGCAUAGUUUUUUUAUUAUUGCCAUUGGGUUUUGCAGAGGUGCAAGCAUUUUGAGAUUGGAGGGGAUAAGAAGGGAAAGGGCACUUCUCUAUUUUAGAUGGAUUAUUCAUGGUCUUUUUUGCUAUACUAUCUUCCUUUUAGACCCUUCCUUUUAUGUUUGUUCUACUUUUUUGUACUUUGAUUAUUGUGUUCCAUUCCCAAAUUUCUGAAUAUGAUUAAUUUGUUGGAUGUUCUGUGAUGCUUGAAGUAUGUUUAAUUUCAA
Messenger RNA from Vitis vinifera (wine grape), 675 nucleotides. Its product is annotated as large ribosomal subunit protein eL42. Gene Ontology annotation, molecular function: structural constituent of ribosome. Gene Ontology annotation, biological process: translation. Gene Ontology annotation, cellular component: cytosolic large ribosomal subunit; ribosome. The record is from RefSeq and is a predicted model, not a curated record. Bases 101 to 622 code for a protein of 173 amino acids. NCBI's taxonomy places the organism in Eukaryota, Viridiplantae, Streptophyta, Magnoliopsida, Vitales, Vitaceae. The transcript has 3 exons.